Molecule: messenger RNA, 15413 nt
Organism: Rhopilema esculentum
Lineage: Eukaryota; Metazoa; Cnidaria; Scyphozoa; Rhizostomeae; Rhizostomatidae
Product: metalloproteinase inhibitor 1
Biological process (GO): negative regulation of endopeptidase activity; negative regulation of membrane protein ectodomain proteolysis
Cellular component (GO): extracellular matrix
Molecular function (GO): protease binding; metalloendopeptidase inhibitor activity
Source: RefSeq, a predicted model, not a curated record
UUAUUUUUCUUUUCUUAGGCGACAUUGUAUAUUUGUUAAUACGUCUAAUGGAAAGGCAAGUUUUCAUUGAAGGAAGGCAAGUUUUCGUUGAAGGAAGGCAAGUUUUCGUUGUAGGCAAGUUUUCGUUGAAGGCAAGUUUUCGUUAAAUUUCACUUCGACUUAAAACAGCCCUUUUUUGUUGCUGCUCUUCACGAUGUUAACAAUCGCACUUCAGUUAACUGUGACAUCCAGUUGAGUGUAGCAACGCACGAAUUUGUGGUCGCACUGUGUCUCUCAAAUUUUUUUUGUGUGAGGGUAACUGCAACAUGGGCUUGACUGCCACCCCAGAUUUGAAAUACUUUGUCAUUGAAGCGAAUGGUGUGGUGCAUCUUUUUAUUUCCUUAAAGGUAUCUUGAAUCGACGAACGUUAUGAUUGGCACAGAGCGUCGUGCCAACUACCCUGGGUGCCAGUGUCUCCAUGAAUGAGUCUCAGAAACAUAGUUCGAAUAUUUUUAAAAAAGGCCUAUUCCAUCCACCGUACGCCACUGCUUCGGUCUACAGUACCGUAUCUCAUGUUUCUUAAAGCUCUGGUACCAUGGGUGCGUACCAACCUACCAUCUUUAGUAUCUAGAACCGGACCUAUGGUCGGCACUGCAACUAAGCAUGCAGGAACGAACACAGAUACAGACCUUAAUUAAAUUUCUCUCUUUCUUCGGUAUAUCAGUACUUAACUUGAUGAGGGCUUCUGCAACCUAACCUAUCCAUCUCUCUGCUUCAUCUCAUUCUUCUUGAAUAACAACAACAAUACCUCUCGUUCCAGUCCCUCAUAACUCACAACCACACAGCAACAAGCUUGAGACAAAAUAUAGGUUAUCUGAAAUUUGAAAUGCCGGUCUCUUUUAAACUACAGAGUAUGUGCUUACAUCCAUAUAGAUAUCACAAACUUAAAGGGGCCUAUGCAACCAGCAGCCUUUGCGCGCUCGCAUUUGUUUUGUUUUUCUAACUGUGUUCUUCUAUGCAAGACGAAAAUGGCGAGAAGAAUUCGAUGGGAAAUUUCUGGUAUUAAUGUAGCGCUCUGGACGGCCUCUAUUUGGUUUCAUUUUGCGCGCAGCUUGUGCUAGCAGCUUUCCACCAUUUUCAUGGACGACGAAAAUGGCCGCCUUCCCAGUUUACGCCCGCAAAGGCUACUGGUUGCCCACGCCCCUUUAAAGGGGUUCUCGAGGACCUUUCUGCUAGAGUUCAAGGGACGAUUCAACCUCUUUCAUUGUUGCUAACAUUAGAGUGGGUGGGUAUGAGGCUUGGUUGUCCUGUCGAAAAACAGAGACCAGCCACAUUCCAGUUACAGCUGACCUAUUGACGAUCAAGCAGGACAAAUAAAGAACAGCAUGCAUCUGCAUGCAAAUGCUCUUAUUAAUUUAACAUGAAUGGUAUGUUUACGUAAGACUGAUGCGUCAAAUAUGAAGACCUUUUCGGUUUGGAAUAUUUUUUAAUUGGUUUGGUUAUAGUGAUCCUGAUCUCAUUAGCCGUAGCUUAGCGUAAUGGAAACAGGAAAGGAAAGUAAAAAGACCGGGUUUUAAAUCUGCCCCUAAUUGGUUUAGCUCACUAGAUUUGCAAUGUCUACCUAAAUGGUAGUCCAUGAACAAGUCCAUUUAGAUCAUAAUGGCUAAAUGGAUAUGGGUGAUUUUGUAAGUGGGCCGUCAAACAUACAUUGCCAUUCUGGUCUGGUCUACUUAACCCCGACCGACGAACAUUGACGCCACAGAAGAUGUCAUUCAAGUGUUGCUAGGAAAUGUCUGUGUCAAAUAAGUGGCCUGUUGUAUAAAUACCGCGCGGCAAAUAUACUACCAUUGGAUGGGCUAAUGCUUUUCAACAAGUCGCGUCGUUCAGCUUCGUGGCAACGUCUAACCAAAUUUGUUGGUGCCGCCCUACUUUGGUUUUCUUUUUGUUAGAAAUCAGAGAAAAAGCUUGGCUAAAAAGAUUUAUAAUUGCACCUGCAUGUUUAGAUAUAAUUGCACAUUCUGACAAAUGACAGAGACUCAAAGGCCCAUUUGCCUGUGUUUGGAGGUUCUCUUCAAAACCUUUUCUACUCCAACUCUUCUAAACAUAGAGGUGGAAAGGCUUUGAAAAAGCGUUUCUCAGGAAUUUUGAUGGGAAUGCAAAAAGUGCGUUUCUUCAUAUAUCUCCCGCAUUUCUACCAUAGAAAUGUUUUUAUAAUUUCAAGUAAGCCUUCCCUGCUUUGGGAGUCCCUCGGUCCAGCUUCUAACAAUCACGACAGAAGAUCGUUAAGCCUACUUUAAGCCUACUUUCCACUGAGCGAAUCGCGCGACAAGAUUUUGUCGAAAAAGUUGUAUUUUGAGCGUGCGCUGUUAAUGCGGCUGUUGUCACAGGUUUGCCCGGCUAUGUCGCAGAAAAGUUGAGAUACGUUCAACUUUUUAAUCGUUCGCGCAACAACAGGCAUGCAAAGCAAGAUGCAAUCCACUUCCCAGCCCACAGUUUUGGGGUUGUAUCUAGCCAGUUUUAUUCGGGGGAUGGCCCAAAAUAGUAAAGUGGCACAAGAAGCGCAAGCAUUUGCCACAAAUUUCUUGAAAGCAAUUUUAAAAGCAAUCUUCGAUUAAUUGCAGCUAUUUGAAUCCUUUGAAAUUUGGCGGGAAUGAUUGUCGAGCGACAAAUUUCUGCUGCAGCGGAAAGCAUAGACGAUUGUCGCACGAAACCUCCACAGGUUUCGCAGAAGAUCAACACGGAUUGAAAUUCCUACGAUAUGAAAUUAUAGACAAUAAACCAAUUGGUUUGAUUUGAUUUCAUUUGUCCAAUUGGAAUAUAAUGGCUGCAUAAUUGAAUGAAGACAUUGAGUUUUGCACCACAAUGCCCAGUCUCCUGAACAAUGUGUAUUUCUUUGGCAAAUCCGCACAACUUGUCUCGUUUAUCAGAUUUGCUAGUCUGUUAAUUAGAAGGCUAUGGCCAACCCAGACACAGACUGGAGACAUACUAAAUACAUUACUUUCAUAUCUCACAGCAACGCUUGUUUAUUACUUUUUCCCUCCAUUUCAAUCUUAAGAAAGGUUGUUGCGAUCUUGUUUACUAUAAAUACAACCGUCGUUUCUAAAAGACUGAAUAUAAACAACGGUUUGCGCAGUGGACACGUUACGUUUGCGCUUUCAUUCGGUUAUGCUAAUCAAAGCGCGCCAUCCGUGCUACAGUUACAGUAACCGGCUCCUUUCUACCAGGAAGCCUUUGAGCCCUGUGAAUGUCUUUCUUUGCUCGACGCUUGAAUCUUGAAUUCUACACCCAACAUCCCACUUUUUGCAUGGCAUCUUUUUCUUCUUGUUAGCUUAUUCCACAUUGUAAAUAGAAAAAUAUCCUCUGUUCUGUUCUUUUUACUUACAGAAGCAACAGUCUACUUUGUCAUAAAAAAAUAAACAAAGUUCUCUGCUUUAAUACUUGAACUCAUAGGAAAGAACUGUGUCAAAAUUAUGUUUUUAUUGAAUUCAUGACAUCGCAUUGAUUUUUCCUUUCUGAUGCGUGUUGUGUGCUAUAAAAUAAACUGUUACACCAUCUUAGUUUGGGGAAUAAACGCCAGUGGAUGUACAGAAUGUAUAUCUUGCCUUCACUGCACAUGACAAAAACUUCAUGUAUAACUGUCUCACUUCUCUCAGCAUCGAGCUACUUUUAAGCUAUUAUUAUGGCAAGAAACAAUUACGGGGUAAAUUUAUGUAGAGAUACUAAAUAUAGGUUGAAAAUAUUGAAUAGCUAGAUUUCCCCUGUUUGGACCCAAUCGAAACCCGAGAAAACUUUGUGAAAUCAGAUAGGUCGUGUGGAAGCAACCCAAAACAAUGAUAUCAUCAAAAUAUUAAUCCAUAGAAUACUGCAGAAAGAUUAAUCCAAACAAUAAGAUUGAUCCCAAAUUUGUGUAAUUGCCAUUUUAAGAAGAAGGAUUUCGUUUGAUCCUAGACAGGAUCUUUUCUGGUUGCUGUCUGUUCGCAUAAUCCGUGCUUGGCUGCCAUGAAAGUCUAUCGUAAUACCGCAAAGGCCAUUUAUCCAGGUCAUUAAGCACAUCGAUUUAAAAAGGCCUCUAUUUUCACUUUGUUUGCUACCGUAAUAAAUAUGGAGUCAAUCUGUAACAAGUUUUUUUGUAGUCACAGACGCUUAUUUGGGGUAGCUUCAAGUGAAACAAAGUCGGCGCUUAUUUCAGAAAGCGACGAGACUUUUCGAAAUUACAAACUCUCUUUCAAGUUCAUGUUUGUUUGCAGUUUGCCUAAACGAACCUGCAUAUAAGAUAUUUCUUCCCCAUAAUUAUUUAAGUAUAAGAUUAGUAUCAAGUAUCAUAGAACAGGUGCUGACAUUCUUUUCAUAUCUUCUGUCUGCCAAGAUUUAUAUUCUUUGCUUUAUCAUGUCUGCGUCCCCUUUCACAGCAUUAAAAAUAAGGCAAGAGGGGGUGAGCCUCCCUUCCCCAGUCUUCUGAAACAUUUCCUCAUAAUGCGUCCUCUGGACCAACGAACUAUUUAGAUUUCGGACCCUAGGCGCUAAAUAUGAUUAGGCCUAUGUUUUCUAGUGCCAAAAUACCCUUAUAUGGUUUGCAAGCCUUUCCCCCAGAUAGGCCCGAAAUUAAUAUAUCCUAAUUUUUCAUACGCUUAUCUUCUUCCGAAUAAAAUCAAUUGAUCAGGAAUGGGAUCAAUUUUUUAAGGUGUUAUUACAACCAAAUUCCAUUCCGCCCCAUUAAGGGGACAGUUUGCACUAUUCUUUCACUCGAACUCGUUCUAAUUUCCUCAUUAUUUGUAAUGUCGUUGGUGAAAAUGGAUGCACAAACUCUGCAUCGAUUUGUUCCCCUCCCCAAAAUGCGAUUCAUCCGCUACAUAUUUAUUUUGACCGUCGAUUGAAUCGGUUGCAGGGGCGGAUCCAGGCAAUUUUCUGACCGUUGCUCAGUUUUAGAGACCACGCCCAAAAAGUUUGCCACGCCCCUUUUUUCUUUGGUGAUGUUAAGUAAACAAGAUGGGUUAUAUAAGCAAGAAAAGUAUUGUACAAAAUAAAGGAAUGUUUUUUCAUAAAAUUCAGCAAAUGCUCUACGUAAUUUGUUUCACUGGUUGAAAUGUAUCUUUCAUGCACCAUAGAAGGAAGCAUCGAAUUAGUAGAAAUCUUUAGCUGUCUUUAUCGGAAACACGCACAGAAACAGGGGCAAGAAAGAGUACUUUGAAAAUCUGACCGGUGCUCAAGCACCUUUUGCACCCCCUGGAUCCGCCACUGGGUUCUAUUUUCAUAAAUCAACUGCCACGAGGAUGCUUCUUUUUAAAGAAAUUAAACCGUGUAAUACUGGACGUGUCGAAUGAACGAUUUUAUCAAUAAGAAAGCCCCAUUAAGAUCGUUUUAUCCUGCACAUUUAAAAAAUUUACUCGUGCCCAAAAGAUUUCUUUGACCCAAACCGCAAGCAGACAGCCAAAUUCUAGUGAUUUUAGAAAGACAAGAUCGUGUUCCAGCCUCCGAAACUUAUCUAAUAAGUCAAAUGAACGAGAAUCAUUCUUAACUAAGAAGGAAACUGGAUUUUCAUAAGUUCAAUAUUUGUUUCAGUAGAUUGAGGCUUGUUAUAGCGGAGGUUGAUUUGUUCCUCUGCUUCACCACAAGACCAGUGUCGAUCAGAUAACUUUUAAUUGGUGUAUCCUCAAACGUUCAAUUUACAGUUAAGUCAAAUUGCGGCCUUUCCCAGACUGUAUUUCUUUUAAGGCCGUAAUUAAGCUAAGAACCACCGCGGAACAGGGCAGCCAAGUCACGCAGCUCCCUUACUUGAACCAGCUGAAGUCACGCAGCUCCCUUACUUGAACCAGCUGAAGUCACGCAGCUCUCUUACUUGAACCAGCUUAAGUCUAUGUCUGCUGUGCAUUCGUAUUUGUUAAUCAGCCAACAAGCUGUUCUCCUACCUACCAAAGACUGUUUCUUCCAGCAUAUUCUUUUCCCAAUCUUAAUUGGCUAGGAGAUUCAAAUUCUCCAUAACAUAUUAACUAAUCAGAGUUCAUCAAUUUCACAACGGAAAAGUAUCGUAUUGUAAAUUGUGUUGAAAGCUGUUUGGUCAUCUUAUAAUAAAAACUGUAAUUGUACUAAAUUAAAUUUUCCGCAACCGUUAGCUACGAAGGCUUGAAAUUGGCCGUUCAUAACCUUAAUAAUUAUGUAAAGGGGAGUAUAUAAAACUCACACAUUCGCCAUGACAAAUGAAUAUUAGGUUCUUUAAUGUUUGCUUGAAUGCUUGUGUGACCGACGUUGAAAUCAUGAUUUAAUGAUCUUGUUGUACCGAUUUUAUCUCACGAAGCAUGUCCUACUGAUCAUGUCCCUGAUCACAUGCUACUGAUCAUGUCCCAUUAAUUAUGUCCUACUGAUCAUGUGCUACUGAUCAUGUCCCAUUAAUCACUUCCUAGUAAUCAUGUCCGACUGGUCAUAUGCUACUAAUCAUGUGCUACUGAUCAUAUGCUACUGAAUAAGGCCUUCAAAUCAUGUCCCAUUGAUCAAAUGCUACUGAUCACAUGCUACUGAUCAUAUGCUACUGAUCAUAUGCUACUAAUCAUGUAUUCUGAUCAUAUUUUACUGAUAAUGUGCUACUGAUUGUGUUUUCUUGAUUAUGUUCUAAAGAUCUUGACCUAUUGAUUAUUAACUACAGUAAUUUUGAGAAUGCUUUGCACCAAAUGUUUCUGCCCCCAAUUUAAUAGGCUUUAAACUCCGUUCCUUUCUGCCCUCUAAAAGGGAAUUGACAUAUACUAAAGUGGCUUGAGCCAUCUAUCAAUCAAAAUUGGCCAAUCAGAAGCGUGAUACCGCUCACUCGUCUAUUGAUUGGCCAACUGUUGAUUGACAGAAGACUGAAGCAACUUCUGUAUCUGUCAAUGUCCUUUAAGAAGCAAGUAGUCAAUCUUGAGAGAGCAAAAUGAGCGACUUCCUGUGAAUGCCAAAGGAGCCAUUUUUCAAGACAUCAGGAGGUGGUUGCUUCUCGUUAAAGUUCGCUCUCUCUUCCUAAUUCACCGGAUAGCAUCAAUUCUGCAACACCUAAGAAGCCAAGCAUUCGAUCUCACGCGCAAUCGACGUGAAAAUUAAUGAAUUUUAGAUUUUUCGCUACGAAAUGCGGCGCCUUUAUGCUUAACAUAAUCAAUACCUUUGAGUCGAGGUAAUCGGUGAAGGUCUCCUUUAUAUCUACAUAUUCAUUCUUCUGAUUCGUCAUCUAAUCCUUAUUUGAUAGAAGCUCUUUUUGACGUUUGUAUUUCUUUUCAUGUUUGUACGCUACGCCGAAACUUCCCAAAGUUCUAUGAAUUAUUCUAGCCCCUUAAUUACAAUGGUCUACGGGCUAAUUCAGCCUUAAGAAUGCCUUAAAACCAAAGGCUCCUUUUGGCGUCCUUUCUUAUCAUGCUCAUUUCUAUAGUUACUCGUUGAUCAUACUCUCUGACUCCUUGAUUAGGAGUCUUCCUCUGACGCCUGUUUGACCGUAAGCGUUUGUAAUCAUAAGCAGCCUUUCCAAUUCUCGAUACAGACACAGCUCGCCCGCCAAGCUAGCCUCUGAUGUUUUAACCAAACUUCCGCAUUAACGGCUUCCCUCCUUCGCAGACGACAUUAAGAUAAAAAGAGGCUGAGAGGAACACGUCUAUAGAUAAACUUUGCUUCCAUCGUCUAUUUUGUUUUAUGAACUUUUUUACUGUCAUCAGAGCUCUCCUUUGUUGAUUCCUAUCAAAGCUCGUGGGCUUGCCUCCUUUGCAGACGAAGAUAAGAUAAAGCGAGACUAAAGGAACAUUUCUUAAGAUAAACUGUGCUUUUUUCAUGCUCUCUUUAUCAUCUGAACUCUUAAUUGCCAUCAUAGUCCUCUUUUGUUGAUUCAUAUCAUAAUUGUAGAUGUUGUUUUCUUUUUAUGUGUCCAUUCAUUAACGUAGACCAAAAGGAAUACUCUGUCUGACGAUGAUAACAUUUUGCUUUCAUGCUUAUAUUUUUCAUUUAAACACUUGAUUGCUAUCAGACUUCUUCAUAUUUAUCAAAUUACUGGCGCUUUAAAUGUCUCUUUCUUUGGUCCUAACUUUGCCAAGAUGUCCUUGUAGUUUUUGCAGUGGUUCGCUUUCUGUCAAUGAGCUCCCUGUACUCUGCACCAGUGCCAAGUCAUGAUGACAGUUUCGAGGCUAGGAUCAUAAUCGAGGCCGUUUGCAAAUAAAAAAGCUAACAACUCUUGUAUAAAUUCCUUUAUUGACAAAGUAUUACUCAGUAUCAAGCUGAUCAGCCAGCGAAAAUGAAACGCCUGUAAGCUUGAUAACAACUUUGUCAGCUGCUUCUAUCUAUUUUUCUGCCACUACUGCCUUCUUGAGACAUUCAAGACAUCAAAACUUUUAUUGCUGGAAAGUUUUAGUUUUAUUUCCCCAUUUUUUAAGUCAGUUUACGUAAAACUUUCAGGUUUUCUUCAGCAAGUGUUACCAAACAACAAUGUUGUUUAUUUUUAUCAUGGAUUGUAGAUGUAUUAAGCGAGUUUUGUCAUUGAAAAAGUCUAGUGAAUCAAAUUAUAGAUUGGCCAUUACUGAACGAAAUCUUCUUAUCCUCUAAAGACUGGGAUAUGGAAGCACGUCUAAAUUGGAGAGAGAGAUGGAGCCAUCCAUUCCCAGAUCUACUUAGUCUAUUUGCCAUUGCUUACUUGGUAAUACAAAAACCAUGCCACUUAAGAAAACUAACGUGAAUUUAAGAGCUAAUGGUUCACUAAUCAUAGUUAAUACUUUAGUGUUUAUCUCUUGAAUUUGUCAGCGGCUGUCUAGCAGCAAUAGCAGUGAGCUCGACUAUCAAAAUCCCAUCGCUCAUACCUUUUACCUAAGCUGCAACUCUUUAUACUAAUUCAAACAAACAGAGAGGGUUUUGGGUAUUGUCUCUAAAGGUCUUAAAUGGCUAAGACCUUUGAUUGAAAAUCGACAAACCUAGAUAGGAGCUAAGUGCCAAUAGGCGUCUCCAAAUCACGGCACAAAACCUUCAUGGAGGAAUUAGAGAGACGGUGAAACACGGUUUAUCGUCCAACCUGUUGUCCUAUUAUUUCAUCAAAUAAAUCAUUGGCGCCAGGACCUUGUUCCAGUGCUCCAAUCUCUGUUAUGACGCUAUUGAAUUGAAAACCUACAGAGACGAGAUGUGUGUGUCGGGGGAUAGCAAAGCCAGAGGCUUUCGAAGAUCAGCAUUGGUGACGCGCGUUAAGUCGGUUCGGUCGAUAGCCGUGUUGUAAAUAGCUCACAAUGAGGGCGUUAUUAUUAAGCUGAUCCCUGGUUAAUACGUCAUAAUCGGAUUGGACUAUCGACUGCGUCUGUCUUUUAAAGUAACGCAAGUUGGAAUUUCACUACGCAUAUUACUUUUUCGUUGCAAGAGCAAGCAAUCAGUUUGUGUCGUGCAUUCACAGAGACCUUUUGAAGGGGACGUGAUCCGUUGACUUUCAUUCGUGGACCUCAUAUCAUACAAGGCAUCAUUAGAAAUGGAGUUUGCUCUUACAGCACUGUGCACUGUAUUGCUUCUUUGGACCGUUGACUGUCAAGCUUGUCGCUGCGUGCAGAAACCACUACAUGAAGCAUUUUGUGAUGCAGACUUUGCCAUAGUUGCAAGAGUUACAACAUUGAAGAGAAUACUUGAGUACCAGCCACUCCUAUACAACUUUGGAAUAAUGCCACUCCGUAUAUUCAGACAAGAAAAACCAGUUUUCGUCAAAGGGGUUUCGUCAGUUGUAUUUACACCACGAUCAGCAGAUUUGUGCCAUGCCAAAGUGAAGCGUGGCGAGGUCUAUCUUCUUGGUGGUCGCGUGAAAGGUAGGCGAGUGUUCCUCACCAGCUGUGGAUUGGUGAGAAAGUGGCAGUCUUUACAGCACAUUGUUCGCAAAUCCAUUCGACAAGGGAAAUUGUCUUGCAACUGCACCGUGCAGGGCUGUGAAGGACAACAAUGUAUGUUGCGUAGAUCGAAGUUUAAACAGCCAGUCUCGCAUUCAUGUGAAGCGGUGUCUUUGAAAAGAAAGAUGUGCUACUCAAAGUUCGGCGUUUGUAUCUUUAAGAACAAUAGAUGUAAAUGGGCAAAACGCUCUCAAAAACUCAUAAAUAACUGCGUUACAGACAGUCACUUUAACUUUAUUCCAACCAGAAAGGUUACCUAGAAGAGAGACAGCUCAAAUCACAGUUGAGGCAACCAAAAUUUAUGGCAUGCCAAAAGAGUGACGAGGCUUCACUAGGCUGUUGCUGGCGACUCUUACUUGCACAAUGUGAAUGGCUUGGGUGUCAACGAGAGAACCCCAAAAGAGUAUCAGAGAUUAAGAGAAUGGGUUUCUAACUCAUAAGUGAACUAUCGCUGUUUCAGAAAGCUGAACUGGAGUUUCAGAUACUGAGGGUUUUAAAACGGGCAUUAACCGUGAAGAACUGUAGCCUUUGCUAAUCUAACUGAGUUUGCCGUACUGUUUCAGAGUUCAGAAUAAGAUUUUUUAUCACUCUUCUGUGAACCUUCUUCACAAUUCCAUCAAAAAGUAUCUCCAAAGGUUAUUCAAAUUAUUACUAAUGUUUGCAAAGCAUAAUACUUUUAAGCUAAUGCAUAGAAUUUAAGAAACGGAAGAGAUGUUUUGCAAGAGCCCCUGUUACUACUCCAGGUAACUCUGUCGAAGCUAGCGAGGCCUACAUUCAACUUUGCAAACCCCCUUGUUUUCGUUUUGACGCGAGUCACCUUAUACUAUGUAUAGAUGUAUAUUUAUCAUUUCGCGAGAUAUCCCUGCUUUAUUUGCUAUUUCCUAUACCUUCGCAUCUUUAUCUGCAUCUCAAGCUGUAUAAUUUGAUGCUUAUCAGAUUCUCCUGUUCAAGGCAUGAACCUAGGUUAAUAUUCUGAUGCCUGUAAAAAUGCAGUUUAUUGUAGUGAAGGUCAAUGGACUACUGUACAGUUAAAAGAUAGAAUUGCGCUGAAUAUUUGUGUCUUGUUUUCUAGCAUAUGUCUUUGAAUUUUUAUGCAUCCAUCAAAUGCUUUUGAUGCAAGGAACGCGAAGCAUAUUACGGAUUGAGGGAGCUAACAAGUUUCUUUUUGGGGGGUAUACAUGUAGAUUUCCUGUAUGGUUUUUAGUUCAUUGCGGAAGGGGUUAAGCCCCCCUGCGACUGCGGUUCCUGGUUAAGGCCGGUUUCCACUUUAUUCGCUCUGGUCGCGCGACUUGGCGAAAUCGAAUCAACAAGUCAGCGAAUCGGCGAACGCGAACAGUCACUCAGCGAAUGGUCGCGCAUUCGCAGCGAAGGAAGCUCAAUUUGCGCAUGCCCCAUUUUGCAUUCGCUCAGUCGCGCGACCAGAGCGAAUAAAGUGGAAACCUGCCUUUAGAAGUGGCGAUUCGUUCGUUCCGUUAACAUGGCCUUGCUUAAUUCCUUUCAAUGAAAUGAAGUUAACAAGUAGAAUUAUAUUCAUAUUAUUUAUGUAAACUAAUGAAUUUGGUCUUUAUCAGCAAGAAUUGCGGAACCAAAUGCCAACGAAAAAAGUUUGUGAUUACUUAGAAAGCAAAGAACUAAGCAAGUUAAGGUAAAGAAACAAAUUUUUUUUCUUUAUCAAACAAUCCUUCAGUUUCAUUAUAACUAAACCCUAUAUAUUAUAUUAAAUAAAACUAAACCCUAAAAAGACUGAUUUGCCGUGAAAAUAAUCAAUCACACGAAAUCGUAGAGAAAUAGCUAUCAUGUAUUAUAAGGGUAGAAGGAGCUUUAAUGGGCAAAGAUAUUGAGCCUAACUGUGAAUUGGUACAUCUGCAUUUGCAAUUGUCGAUUAUUAGCGAUGUUUUCCUUUGCAUUAUUGUGCCUGCUGCAUUGCUCUUUCUGUCGAUUGCAGUUAAGUCAGAUGCUUUUUGCAGCAGCAAUAAUGAAUAACCAACUCAUAACAGGUAUAACAUUCUUGUAACUGAUCUAGGUGAAAUUUCAAUCGCCACCUUACACACUCUUUUGUCAUGUCAUUUACACCUAGCAACCAUUUCACGGUCACCCACGUGUCAUACCGCGCAUAAAUUUAUGCAUUUAAACACUUACGACUUAUAUUCUCUCGUCUCUCGUUUCCAACUUCCUGCACCCAGCAAUAUUUUGAUCACGAGCAAAGCGACGUUUUCCUUCACCAGUGAACACAGAAUAUUUCUUUCUUACUUCUCCCUCUAUAUCAAUAUAAUAAACAAAUAAUAUCCUGUUCUAGCCCUUGAGCUAUUCUCCUUCCAGUGCGUCUUCCUAAACAGCUUGCCAAAAUAGAGUCAGAGUCACAGAAGAAGCAAUCUUUAACAUGCCCUUUGUUUGAAUUUGUGGAAAUUUAUAACUGAUCUGCAAAAGUAAUUGUUUCCAAAUGCAAUACUUGUGCAGGUCUUGAUCCUUUCGUUUGGUAAUAAACUUCAAUACUAGAGAUACAAAAUAUUUCACGUUGAUCAAAAUUAUUUAGCAGCAAGCUGCCACUUUCAUAAAUCUUUUUUUUUCUUUAAAUAUUCAAUUCUGAAGGCCUAAGGACCACUAAAAAAUUGCUGACUGGCCGGACAUGGCCGGCGAUCGGUAGGUUGCCCACUUGAUCCAACUGACGAAAUUCUUCUUUCUGCAGUUUCGUUUGAUAAUUUUGUAGCCACGAAGACGUACCAGUUUAGUAGGAUGUAUCAAGGCCAUGAAAGAAGGAAAUUUUUUCAAGGAUACUUAUUUUAUGAAAUCGCGAAAAGGAGCGUGUGGUCCACCGAACUGGAUGAAUAACAUCUUUAUCGGUUUGUCAGAACAAAGCCAGUCGCUUUAAUAAAUUUGAGAAAUAUUAAUCUUUGAAGAUCAUUUCUUUAAGACGGCUGCUCGACAUUCACAGACAGCUAUUGCCUGUGAAACACAACCGGUGUUUCUCAUGAGAAACCCUCUGUAAACAAAUAAGAAUUAUUUUUGACGGUCGUUCGCAGCUUAUAUGGAAACUAACAUAAUCCGGUAAAAUUAACACAUCCUUCUAGCAUAUAAUGACUGUUUGAUUGAUCACGUAUGAUUGGAAAGCCCCUAUAUUCCCACAUCUCAACAGUACCUUCAAUCAGAUUUGCUUAUUAUCGAUUCAUCUAGAACAGGAAUUUUUAAGGCAGUGGCAGCUGCAUCUUUUAGCAAUCGAUUAAUAAUAUUUAUCGCUGUAAUCAAUGUUAUACUAUUCACAUCCUUCACUUAUGUUGUUCACACUACCUUCCACCGUGCUGCUUUUAAUUGAGACAUUAAGCAGAUUUUCUUCAUAAUGUGCUUUCCUGCAACACUCGACUAUAAAUGUGGUUGGUUGGUACCCAGUUACUAAACACAUCUAACUGCUGCAUAUGUUGUUGAGGCAGAGCCUAAGCACAUUUUUCUGGCAAGUGACAUUGAACAUUACAAAGCAGAACACAUAAGGUGAUUCUAUAUAUCAAGGAAAUUUUUGGUUCUAUCAAUCUGUUUCCACCAAGAACUCUGGGUCUAAGCUGAUAUAAUCUCAUUUUGCUUGUUCCGAAGUAGUUGUGCAGUUUUCGACCAUGGAUCUCAACAAUACUACGUUAGAUGGCUGCUUGCUUGUACGUCAGUUGCAACAUCCAGACAAAAAAAUGUUGUUAGUUGGUCUAUAUGUGACAGCAGCAGUCAAUCUUAUCCCUGCUUUGCUCACAGUUAUCGUCAAUGGUGGGCUGCUGGCACUUUUUAUCAAGACACGGUCCUUGCACAAUCCCCCAACUGUUUUUCUAGGUGCACUUUGUCUCAGCGAUUUAUUGGUUGGUGUCAUUUCGCAGCCUCUGUAUCUUUGCAUAAUAUUUACAGUUGUAUCUUCUAUCAACCCGAGCUUCAGUCUAGGACUUGCCUUUUUUCUAUCAAUGAUCAUAUUCGCUGGAAUGUCCUACAUAUUGGUUUUCUAUAUAACCCUAGAUGUUUAUUUUGCUGUCUGUUAUCCAUUCAAAUAUGAGCGAUUUUGCACCUGCAAGAGGUUUUUGCUACUAGUCGCUGGAACAUGGGUGUAUAAAGUGCUACCCCCAUUUGGAGGCUCGUUGUUUUAUAUUUGGUAUUAUGCAAUAUUUACUGUGAUCACUCUAAGCAUCAUGAUUGCUUGUUACAAGAGAAUAUAUCUUGCCAUUCGUGAAAAGAAUCGCGCUGUUGUUACUGUUGGCACAUAUAGCAUGGAAGAAAAGCAAGCAAGAAGAAGAGACAAAGAGGACAGAAAGAAGACAUACACCAUCAUUCUACUGCUUUCUGCAUUUAUCACGUGCUACUUCCCUACGCUGGUUGUAUCUGUGACGUGGUUUCCAACGAUUUCUAGUUUGCGAUUAUGCAGAUUCUCUCCUGAAGCAUUCUUCUGGUUUAUACUGGCCAUGUUCUUUUUGCAAUUUAACAGCAUAAUCAACCCGAUUGUCUACUGCAUUCGUCUUACCCCUAUAAGGAGAGCGAUAUUGAAACUGCUUAAUCGUAGAGUGCAAGUUCUUUGAAUGAGACAAGAAUACGUGUAAAAACCUCAAAUGGUUGUGUAUGCGAUAUAUCCCAGAACAUCAUCAUUUAAGGCAGUUGAAUGAACGACUUUAGUUUUGGGCAUGUUUGUCAGUGAAUGUUAGUAUGUCAAUAAUAACUGUAUAUAAAGAGUUGAAUUCAAACUUUUGCGUGAUUGCUUUGACAUUAUUUUCUAGAAUUUGUGUAUAGAUAAAGACAUUGGAACUUACUUUAAUAACACUUAAAAAAAGGCCUGUUGAGGGAAGCCUUGGACAGCCCAGACACCACGGGUUCUUCAUUGCCUCCUCUCCGCAUCGAGACUCGCUGUGGAUGCACAGCUCAUUACGUUCUGACUAGAGAUGUAUUUCUAUUGGCUAUUCUCGAUGCUACGAAAAGGCUCGAAGAACUCAAAUCGGAGUUCGCCGAGUCUCCUCCAAUUAGGAUUUCUUGAGCAGCUAAAGCACCACAGACUGUCUCACAGAGAACUCCUUCAGUUCAGAUUCCAGUUAGGCGAAGACUGUAGUUUGUUAAGUAAGAAAUAGACAAAACCUAGACUAGUAUAUGGACAAUUUUGUACUACACAAGCGUUUCAAAUUCGGUUUUAAACGACGUGAGAGCACUUUUUCACAUCUAUUACUUUCCUCUCAGUGGGCCUAUAUGCAAGGAGUUUUUGGAUAACUUACGGUGAAGAUCUGCGAUAACUUUUAUCAUUAUUGCUUUAAUAACUUUGCAGGUUGAGUGGACACUGCAUUUUAACGUUCAAUAUAUACAUGUCAUUAGCUUUGAGAUUCUAAAUAGAACAAACUUCCAUUUCAUUAUUGGUUAAAUGUACAGCAUUAAAGUUUCUCUUAGAAUUGAUUUUCCUCUUUGUUUUCAUUUGUACCAUACUUGGCAGAGUGCCUUUAUUGUCCUGCACCUCAAGUGUUGAUGACAGACGUUAUAUAGAACAUAAAAGUCGAACUGAUGAAAACUCACAUGUAUUUAACGAUAAUCACUAUCACGUUUUUAGCAUUAGAGAGACGGUUCAUGUUAGUGAUCUCCUUUUUA